This is a messenger RNA of Magnusiomyces paraingens, 1995 nucleotides long. RefSeq lists its product as uncharacterized. The record is from RefSeq and is a predicted model, not a curated record. NCBI's taxonomy places the organism in Eukaryota, Fungi, Ascomycota, Dipodascomycetes, Dipodascales, Dipodascaceae. The transcript has a single exon. The coding region runs from base 1 to 1995 and encodes 664 amino acids. Gene Ontology annotation, molecular function: transcription cis-regulatory region binding; metal ion binding. Gene Ontology annotation, biological process: positive regulation of transcription by RNA polymerase II.
AUGCUUUCUAAAAAAGGAAAGCGAGGACAAGUUUCUAUAUCUCAUUUACUUAACUUUUCGCUUCCUGAACGUCCACAAGAACUUCAAAGACAAUUCCAGCACCAACGAAAUAGCAACAAAAACAAUAAUAAUAAAGCUAAAUACAACAUCCCACCACCAGAUAAUACAGCUCACAUUAAUACCUCUUGUAGGUUUAUUCUUGACCCGGAAUAUGAAUAUAACGAAAUUUUACAUAACCCCGAUACUAUUAUUUCUUUGGAUCAAGUACUGAGAGUUUUUUGUCGAAAAUCUACAUGUCCUAUUUGUCUUGAUGAAGCAAAAGCACCUAGAAUGCUGCGCUGUGGCCAUAUAAUGUGCUAUCCUUGUUUUCUUCGGUUUUUAGAUUCUGACCCUAAAAUUGGCAACAACCCUCUUUCCGAGUCUCAUAAAAAACGAGAGUGUCCCUUUUGUUUUGAAUCAAUUGAAUCAUCAAAAAUCACACCUGCAACGUUUUUAGAAUUUGACGAAAAUUUCGAUACACCUCGACCAAAUAAUGAAACAGUUUUGCGACUAAUGUUUCGACCACAUGUAAAUGAAAAUGGUGAAGAACAGCAAUGUAUGAAUGCAUUUCCUAUAUCAUUAUCAGAGAUUUCUUCAGAAACUCUAUUUACCAUUCCUACUGUUUUAGAAACAUCUUACAUUUAUCCAAGAUUUAUGAUGCCUACACGUGAAUUUUUAUUGGGACAAUUCAAAAAGGAAAUUAAAGACUUAGAAGCACAAAGAAAUGAAGAAUAUCUUCUAUACCCAGAAGACAAGGAUUAUGUCGGUUUAUAUUUUAAUUUGGCCAUUAAAAAAAUACAGGUACUCAUGGCUGAAGUCCAAGUUGGUUUCAAGUAUGAUUCAGAUGAAAUCAAAAAAAAGCAAGCAUUUUAUUUACAUGGGUUUUCAUCUAAAAAACCAACUGAUGAACUUGAAAAAACUUCUGAAGAGUUUAUUUCACAAUUUGACGACAACUCUGCUUAUUUUUUUUAUCAAACAGCAUUUCAGUCGGAAACAAGAUAUGUUCUUUCAACCUUAGAUACACGUAUUCUCAAACAUGAGUUUCAAAACUACCAUUCGAUGCCUUCUUCUAUUGUUGUAAAGGUUGAAAAUGUAAUUUAUGGGAAUAUAAUGUCUCCAGAUAUGCGCAAAAAAUUUAAAUACCUAAGUCAUUUCCCAUUUUAUACCGACAUUGCAUUUAUUGAAUGUGACUGGAUCAGUAACUCUAAAGGGAAAAAGAAUGAUAACAAAACAAAAUCGAAAGAAAGCCCUGAAAUAUCAACUGGUAAAACUGAUAUGCGACACUCUAAAAAUUUGCUUUCAGAUCAUCAACAGCCGGCUGUGAAUGGUCCUUUAAAGCUUUCUUCCAACACAUUGAAUUUUUUUCGCAAAGACCUUCAACAACGAACGGAUAAUUUACGUCGAAAAAAUAAAAAAGAAAAAGACCAGGCACGCAGGUUUCAAAAUAUGCAAGAACGGAAACUUUAUAAUGAUUUGUUGUCUUCUUCCGGACUUGUUUACGAAUCUGGUAAUCCAAGCUCGACUGAAUAUCAAGAAUCUUUUAGUUCAAGCGUUUCAUUUCCGUCUCUUGGUUCUAAUAAGAGCAUAAUGAAAACAACUGAUGAUGCGCCUAUAGGAAAUAGCAGUAAUAUGUCAGAUUCAUCACCAAAAGAAAAUGUUGAUAACUCAAAUACCGCAGAGUCUUUACCCUCUUCAGGAAAUGCACCAUUAUUUAAGAAGAAGACUGUAUGGGGAACAGAAGCAGUAGUUUUUAAGUCAACUAUUGAAGAAGAGUUGAAUGCGCGUAACAGAGCUGGUCUUAAUGAAGGUUGGCUUGAUUACAAUACCUUAAUGAAGCACUCUUCUAGUAACAACGAUGAUCCUAGUUCUACGUCUAAAGAAACAUCCAACUCUUCUAAGGGAAAACGCAAGGGAAAAAAACUAGUAUUAAUGUCAACAGCAAGAGCUAUGUAUUAG